Messenger RNA from Pseudoliparis swirei, 1104 nucleotides. Its product is annotated as receptor expression-enhancing protein 5-like. NCBI's taxonomy places the organism in Eukaryota, Metazoa, Chordata, Actinopteri, Perciformes, Liparidae. Bases 94 to 648 code for a protein of 184 amino acids. The record is from RefSeq and is a predicted model, not a curated record. The transcript is spliced from 6 exons.
CUCCCACACUGCCACGGCAACUCGACGGAGUCAACAGCCAGCAGUCCAACGGGCACACAUUAUCUAACCGCAAGGAACCAAGGAGAGCCCGACAUGAGUCACUUCAAGGAGCGCUUCGUGACUCUGCUCCACGAGAAGAACUUCGUGACGGACCAGUUGGCGACGCUGGAAGCCAAAAGCGGAGUGCAGAGGGAGUACAUCGCCCUGGGUUUCCUGGGUGUCCUCGUGCUGUAUCUCCUGUUUGGAUACGGAGCCUCGCUGCUCUGCAACCUCAUCGGCUUCGCCUAUCCAUCGUAUUUCUCCAUCAAGGCCAUCGAGAGCAACGUGAAGGACGACGACACGCAGUGGCUCACCUACUGGGUCGUGUACGGCUUCUUCAGCCUCGUGGAGGCCUUCUCCGACAUCUUCCUCUUCUGGUUUCCCUUUUACUACAUGGGCAAGUGUGUGUUCCUUGUGUGGUGCAUGGCGCCAGUGACGUGGAACGGCUCCGAGAUCUUGUACAAUCGCGUCAUCCGGCCAUUCUUCCUGAGGCACGAGGCGGCCAUGGACAGCGUGGUCAGCGACCUGAGCGCCAGGGCCAAGACCAUCUCUGAGUCCGUGACGAUGGAGGCUGUUAACCGCGCCCUCAACCUCAACAAGGACCAAUGAGAAGCGAGGAAAGUUUGUGUGUGUGUGUGUGUGUGUGUGAAUGAGAUUGUGAGUGCGUCUGUUGUUUGGCUUUCGGUGUGUGUGUCCUCUCCCACUUCAGUGAUGAAUAAAGACGAUCAAGCCGGUGAAUUGAAGCUCCGCCUCUCUUGACGAUGAGUUUGUGUGUCCGUUUAUAUUCGGACGAACUGUGACCUUUUUUCUAUCUCUUUGUCGGAGACAUUCAUUGGUGGCAAGACCUUCUACAAAGACUUUCUACAAAGACUUUUCUGUCUACAUCGCGGUUAAAAAGACAGUUUUCUAACCUGUCAAUCAAAAACUGGAACUUGUGCACAUCUCGCUCGGCCUCAGCAUUUAAAGUCGGUUUGAGCCAUCGGGAAGUUUGUGAAUGUUUUGAUCCGUCUUUAAUUUAUCUGCUCAUACCGAUUAAAAUAAAAACUGGAUUUCUGAUGAAGUGAA